Molecule: messenger RNA, 1700 nt
Organism: Zea mays
Lineage: Eukaryota; Viridiplantae; Streptophyta; Magnoliopsida; Poales; Poaceae
Product: peptidoglycan-binding LysM domain-containing protein
Exons: 4
Coding region: 257-1273 (338 amino acids)
Source: RefSeq, a predicted model, not a curated record
AGACAACACGCAGUCAGUCGUCAGCCGCGCCGGGCACCGCUAGAAAACGCGCACUCGCCCCCGGAUGGCGCUCCCUCUCGCAGGCGCAGGCGCGUGGCUCGGUGGCCACCCACUCGGCGCCUCCGCGUCCGCUUUUUUGGCUGGGCACCGACACCAGCCCGCACGACGGGACCAGACCACAGGAGAGGAGGGGAAGAGGGAGGGGAGCCCGACCCGCCAAAAAUAGCAGGGGCAGGGACCGCAGGCGCCGCGACCGAUGGGCGUCAAGCAGGUCCUCGUCCGCCCCCGCUACGGCGACGGCGACGGCGACGACGAUGGCGGUACCAGCAGCAGCAGCAGCACGGGCCGCUGCGAUGAGGAUGUGGUCGACCAGUCGCCGCCGCCCAUGUCGUCCUGCGGCCGCUACCUCCUCCACCGCGUCUGCAGGUUCGACACACUCGCCGGCGUCGCCAUCAAGUACGGCGUCGAGGUGGCGGACGUGAAGCGCGCCAACGGCCUCAACGCCGACCUGCAGAUGUUCGCGCACAAGACUCUCCGGGUCCCGCUCCACGGGAGCCACCAGCCCGCCGCCGCACCACCGUCUCUUCCCUCCUAUUCCCCAAGGAACCACGCCGAUCGCGUCGCCAGAGAAUGGACAACACGCCGCCCUCCCAAAAAUGCCGCUUCCAUGGACCCAUUUCUUAAACCACCACGGAGCACAGUUUCGCCGUCCAUGAGCCUUCUGCAGGGAUACUAUGGCCUUCCACCGACUCCACAGGAGAACCUCACCUACGAAGGCACUGAGAUGGCGACGUACGCUCAAGGUCAUCAUAGGAAGGCUAGAAGCUUAUCGAGCAGCGAACAUGGAGAUGGUGCUGACGAUGCUGAGAAGCCCAUAAGGCGGCGCCAGAAAGCCGACUCUGAGCUGACGACAGGUAGGGAGGACAAUGGCGGUUGCCUCUUGCCAAGGGCUGGGCAAGGGCUGGCCCUGAGGCCAAAAUCUGGGAGUCGACCAGACGGGAACGGCAGCCAGCUAGAUCUCUCGGCCACGUGGGUGCCCUCGUACGGGGAUGGGCUGCACACCGUGAAGAAAUCAUCGAGCACCCCGGAGUUCCAAGACUCAGACAGCAUCAGCAUCGCCUCGGAAUGGCUGAAGAGCAAGUGGAACCUGAAGCCGGACGCGUUCACCCUCACGCUUCCUCCUCUCCCGCUCUUGGACAGCAUACCCAAGCCUCUCCUCGACAACAUUCCCAACUCCAUCGCUGCUUGGCGAAACAAGGCGGCCAAAGAUUAGCAAGAGGUAGGUCCAUAGCUUCGUUUCCUAUACUUGUUCCUUCUUCUUCUUCUUGGGUAAUUUAGUUGGAGUGCGGGAAACAAAGGGCCGGCCGGGGCCUGGAGAAGUUGGUUUGCACUGUACCUCCCCCCCAGUCCCCAGCCAAAAAAAGAAGGCACGAACGGCCAGACAUGCUGCUGAAAUGGGAUGAUGGAUACCGUGACACAUUGCUUACACUGUUACACAUACAUGCUGUACUGAAUCUGCUGAGCCAAAGCAGAAGCAGAUGAUUUCAAGCUGGGAGCUAGGACAUGAGCACCCUUUGUGGGGUAUUCUUUUCUUUUUCUUUUUGUUUGUAUGUAUACUUAUAGGAAUGAAGGCAAACACACCUAAGCAGCAUGUGUGAUAUUCCCAUGUGCUAAUAAAGAAAAUGGCUUGUUCAUCCUUA